UUGGCAUUGGUUUCGUAUCCACUUCCUUGCCAACAAGAACUGAGACUAUCGCUGUGCCAUAUAUCCUUAUCACGUUUUUUUUUUUAAAUUGCUUUUCAAGUAUACCAAACGAGCUGACCCAAAAUAUCCAGUUAUACGGUCUCUAAAGUCCUGUGAAGGAGGCGAUGGCAGGAGCAGCACAGCAGGAGGUCCCCUUGAGAGUGGCGGAGCGAGGGGAGGAGGAGGGGAAGGAGGAGGAAGGGGACGAGCUGUCGGAUUCCGGAAUCUAUGAAAACCUGGAAUGGUGGGGCUGCCGCCACACCCUCUGCCUCAUGGGGCUCCUUGGCACAGCGACCGCGUACACCAUUCGCACCAGCCUUUCCAUGGCCAUCGUCGCCAUGGUGGGGAUCAGGGCGCCCAACCACACCAUGGCUGCCAACACGUCCGCGCAAGAUGGCGACGUGUGCCCAAUACCAGAAGACUUUGAUGCGUCACCCAGGCAAGGACUGGAGGGCGAGUUCGACUGGGACGAGCGGAAGCAGGGGCUGAUCCUGGGCUCCUUCUUCUACGGCUACGCCAGCAGUAACUUCCUGGGCGGGCGGGCGGCGGAGUACCUCGGAGGGCGUCUGGUGUAUGGCCUCGGCAUCUCGAUCAGCGCCCUGCUGACCUUCAUCACUCCCUUCUGCGCCAGGUGGGCCAUGGAGGUCCUCGUCGUCCUGCGCAUCGUGGAGGGAUUUGCACAGGGUGUGAUGUUUCCCGCCAUCAACACGAUGCUAGCCACCUGGACGUCGCCCGUGGAGAGAGGAAAAUUCACUACAUUCGUGCACACAGGCAUUCAGCUGGGCAACAUCGCCUCCUUGUCCUUGAGCGGCGUCCUGUGCAGCUCGGGGUUCCUGGGAGGCUGGCCGGCCGUGUUCUACGUGUUCGGGGCGCUGGGCCUCGUGUGGGGCGUCUUCUGGCUCCUGCUGGUGCACGACCGGCCGGAGACGCACCCCCGGAUCUCCCCUUCGGAGCUCCGGCACCUGCGGGCGUGCAAGAACAAAGUCAAGAGCGACGUGUUAGUGCCUAUUCCUUGGAGGGAGAUCGCGAAGUCCCCUCCUUUUUGGGCCAUUUUCCUCAUGAAUUGGGCCAGCAGCUAUGGCCUCUACACUCUCAUGGCUGGCCUUCCCACUUACCUCAGGAACAUUCAGCACUUCAAGAUGUCUAGCAGCGGCCUGGUGUCAGCGGCCCCGUACCUGUCCAUGUGGAUAGUUAGCAUUGUGUGGAGCGUCAUCCUGGACCGUCUGGCAGCCAGGAAAGUCAUGUCAGUCAAAACAGUCAGGAGAGUUUCCACGGCCUUCGCCUCCUACGGCCAGACAGCCUUCCUCCUGUGCCUGUGCCUGGUGGAGUGCAACCACGCGCUGGUGAUCGGCCUCCUGUGCGCGGCGGUGGGGGCGAGCGGGACUCUCUUCGCGGGGUACAACUCCUCCCACCAGGACAUCGCCCCCAACCUGGCCGGCUCGCUCAAGGGCGUCACCAACACCUUCGGGUCCGUGGCCGGAGUCGUCGCGCCGGCCGUCACGGGAUACGUCACGCAGGGCAAUCAAACCAUAGGCGCCUGGCGGGUCGUCUUCAUCGUCACCGCUAUCACUUAUUUCGUCAUGUGUACCACUUACCUCUUUCUCAUGACGGAUAAGGUUCAGCCGUGGAACGAACCCGAGAAAAAGACAACAAACAACGGAGACCGGAAGUGAGAAUCAGCUGACGGGGCAUCUAACAGGGACGGUAAUCUCCUAUGAAGAUUUCAGGAGCUCAACCGUCUGAACAUGUUUUCGCCUCUGAAGAUGAAUCCUUUUGUAGCUCAGCUGAUAUUCAGUUGGCUUCAGAUCUGACAAUAAAUAGUUACGUUAUUCUUAGUA
Molecule: messenger RNA, 1877 nt
Organism: Penaeus vannamei (Pacific white shrimp)
Lineage: Eukaryota; Metazoa; Arthropoda; Malacostraca; Decapoda; Penaeidae
Source: RefSeq, a predicted model, not a curated record